Molecule: messenger RNA, 3033 nt
Organism: Anoplopoma fimbria (sablefish)
Lineage: Eukaryota; Metazoa; Chordata; Actinopteri; Perciformes; Anoplopomatidae
Gene: stx5a
Product: syntaxin 5A
Exons: 12
Coding region: 245-1234 (329 amino acids)
Biological process (GO): vesicle fusion; endoplasmic reticulum to Golgi vesicle-mediated transport; intracellular protein transport
Cellular component (GO): Golgi membrane; endomembrane system; SNARE complex
Molecular function (GO): SNARE binding; SNAP receptor activity
Source: RefSeq, a predicted model, not a curated record
GUACCCGGAUCGGAACUUUAACUCCUGGGUUGAUUAGUUCCAAGCAGAAACAUCGAGGGGCUCUCGAAAUAUGAUGUAAUCUCGAUUCAAACAUGUGUGUACAGAUGCCCAUGAAGGACACCCCACCGUGGAUGUGAGUUUUGGGAGGUCUCCUUGUUUAUCCAUCACGCACACACACGCACGCACACACACACGCACAAUAGAGGAAACAGGACCCGGCUGCUGACCCUUUACCGGCGGCAAGAUGACGUGCCGCGACCGGACCCUCGAGUUCCAGUCCGCCUGUAAAUCUCUCCAGGGCAGACCGAAUGGAGUCCAGCCAAUUAAACCAACCCUCAGCGCUCUCAGGCAGCGCAGUGACUUCACAGUUAUGGCCAAGAGAAUUGGAAAAGACUUGAGCAAUACAUUUGCCAAACUGGAAAAGCUCACUAUUUUGGCAAAAAGAAAAUCUCUAUUUGACGACAAGGCAGUGGAGAUCGAGGAGCUAACGUACAUCAUCAAACAAGACAUCAACAGUCUAAACAAACAGAUUGCACAGCUGCAGGACUUGGUGAGGUCCCGCGGAGCUCCCGGUGGCCGACACAUCCAAACCCACUCUAACACUAUAGUGGUGUCUUUACAGUCCAAACUGGCUUCAAUGUCCAAUGACUUCAAGUCAGUCCUAGAAGUCAGAACAGAGAACCUGAAGCAGCAGCGCAGCAGGAGAGAGCAGUUCUCCCAGCCCCCGGUCUCGUCUUCUCCUCUGAUGGCCAACAACUUCAGGAGCCGCAAAAAAGGGGCCCAGGAGCCGCAUGCAGCUCGUGAGCCGCGCAAUGGUUACCAGGGCAAUACAACCUCAAAUUUAAAAGAGAGCUCGGUCCUGAUGCAGGAUGAGUCCAGGAGUAUGGGGGACGUGGCCAUCAAUAUGGACUCUCAGACCAAUCCCUUGCAACUCCAGCUUAUCGAUGAGCAGGACUCGUACAUCCAGAGCCGUGCAGACACCAUGCAGAACAUUGAGAGCACCAUCGUGGAGCUGGGCUCUAUAUUCCAGCAGCUGGCACACAUGGUCAAGGAGCAAGAGGAGACCAUCCAGAGGAUCGACGCUAACGUGGAGGACACCCAGCUCAACGUGGAGUCCGCCCACACAGAGAUCCUCAAAUACUUUCAGUCAGUCUCCUCCAAUCGCUGGCUGAUGAUCAAGAUCUUUCUCGUCCUCGUCGUCUUCUUUAUCAUCUUUGUUGUCUUCUUCGCUUGAAGAAAAGAGGAGCAGCAGGAGAGGAGGAGAAAAUCACAGAGAAUGAGGUGAAAGAAAUUAAAGCUGGACUGAGACAACACGUCCAGAUGAUGUAUUUGAAGGAAAGACUUCACUGUCAAAGUGACACUUUGAUUGAGACCCGGGACCCGCUCAGAUUAAUACAGACUUUCCGGUUAUUCCCAAGCAACAGACUCUUGAUUCGUCAAUUCAGUGAAGAAUGAAGAUGUCGAAUUCUGUCCAAAUGAAAGAAUAAAUUAUCUAAAAUCCCCACUUUGUAUAGAGAGAGAGAGAGAGAGAGAGAGAGAGAGCAAAGUUGCUCAGUAUUGUACUUUGACCAAUUACUCAUAAGCAUUUAAUCAAAAUGGCUAUAAUUUAAUGGUUUGAUUCUGCAAACUGUCUUUUAACUUUGAUUUUCUUGUUUACCCCAUCUACUAUUAUGAUUAUUAUCAUAAUAAUAAUAAUGAUAUAAUAAUCAUACUAUUUCAAAGCCGAACAACAGAACUGGAGUUUAUCCUCAGAGCAUUUUGCUUCUUAGUUUACUUACCUUUUAUAAAGAGCAUGACUGUGCCCCUUCUUUAUCAACAAUUCAUCACUUCAAGAUAUUUCUUUUAUUCUGUUAUGUUUUCAAACUUUAUUUGCCAAAUGGGUACUCGUAUAGAACUGUGACACAAUUCGAAGACACUCGUUGUGGUCCAGCAUUUCGUGUUCUGGAGGCACAAUAAGGUACAGACAUCUGAAGGGACUUUUGCUGGUGUUAUUCAGAUACAAGCUGUACGAAGUCAAAAGAUAUGUCACAACACUGUUUUAAAUGAAACGGUUUGGCUGUUAGCCUUCAGGCAGGUUGGAAAAAGUGUAAACAUCAAGUGCUGCGGAAAGAUUUCAGCAUAUGAGUCAAGUAUCGGAAGGAUCCAGGUUGUUCAUCAGAGCUUAUGAAGGGGUUAGAAUGGUUGUGGAGUCUCUCUUAUGAAGUGACUCAAUCAGCCAGAUUCCCUGGAAGUGUCUGGUCGGAUGCCACUGUUGUCGUUGCGUCCCCUCUUAAUCUUUCCACACUUAUCGGGUGUUACUAUAAAUGACCAUAGCUUUUUAAAAAGAAAGAGAAAACAUUCUUCCUAUUUUUUUCCCUGUCUGUUCUUUUUUUAGCCAAAUGCCUUGACUUCAGUGUAUAAAGUGCAAAUAGUGAUAAUGAUGUAUUGAUAAGAAAGUGCAUAUUAAUAAAAUGAUAAUGGGGUGCUGGCAUUCACGGCUGAGAUUUUCUUGGGAUAAAAGGAUUAGGCGGCAGUGAUAUAAUUAGCCGUGCUGGGAGGCUAAGUUUAGCUCACAGAGACGUGCUAAGCAGUUACAGCUUUGUGUGACAUAUUCAACAUAUUUACACCAGAAAGACAUAUUCUACUUAUAUUUAUUUACAGGUCUCAGACAUAUUUACAUAAUAUUUAACCUUCUCAACCACAAUAAAUUGAUAAAGGUCCGUGUAUCUUUCAUUCCUAUUUUAGAAGAGCUUCUAGACUUACAAAAUGUUGACAUAACUGAUAUAAAUGGGCAAAAAAGCAAGAUUCACACUUUGUCUCAAAUGGAUCAAAAGAAAAAAACACAUUUGUUGGGGAAAAAUGUUUUUAACCACAAAGAAUAAUGACAACAUUGUAUAUUUAUUUCCCCAAAUACAUAUCAUAUUCACAAUAAAAAAAAAAAGAAGAUCACAGAUGAUCCGUGUUAUUUUCUGCUUGCAAGGAUUUGCUUUAUGGAUACACUAUGAGAGUAAUCGAUAACCUCCAUCAGCAGCUUUUUGUUUUUAAGGAAACCUG